This is a messenger RNA of Tribolium madens (black flour beetle), 2908 nucleotides long. RefSeq names its product ATP-binding cassette sub-family B member 6 (gene Hmt-1). Gene Ontology annotation, molecular function: ATP binding; heme binding; ATP hydrolysis activity. The coding region runs from base 263 to 2770 and encodes 835 amino acids. Gene Ontology annotation, cellular component: membrane. The transcript is spliced from 9 exons. Lineage: Eukaryota; Metazoa; Arthropoda; Insecta; Coleoptera; Tenebrionidae. The record is from RefSeq and is a predicted model, not a curated record. Gene Ontology annotation, biological process: heme transport; transmembrane transport.
AUGUACUAUUAAGUGUACUAGUUUUGAUAAGACUUAUCACCAAAAUUGAAUUAUCAUUAACGGUACGUUUCAUUAACUCAAACUAAUUUUUGCGCGUUAUUAUCAUUUAAAACAGGCGCUCUUAACCUAACUUUGUUAUGUCAUUAGAAAUGUCACAUUGUGAUGACUAAACAAUAGUAAUCCUAUUUACAAGUGCAUAAUCGCCACCGGUUUACACCACGGCCCCUUAUUUACACUCAGUAGCGAUGAAAUAGUGGGUGAAAUGCCUUCAAAUAUGUCGUAUUGCCCCCCAGGGGUGCACAUUUGGGACGUGUGGGUGAACCACGGGAUGUCCCAAUGUUUCGUCGAGACUCUAUCAUCGUCUGUGAUUGCUGGGUUUAUUUUACUAGCUGGUACCAUCCAGUUGUGCAUGUACAGGAAAUAUGGUACUGAAAUCUCCCCAAAUCACUUGGUCAAGUCCCGUUUGUACCAUUUUCAAGUUGCGGUAACACUAUUGGUGCCUGUGUUGGAGGUUGUGAGGUUCGUGCUACGAGGGACUGUGUUUGAUGAUAAACACAUCUAUGGGUUUAUGAUAACAUCCCUGGUACUCAACCUGCUCGCCUACCCCUACUCCCUUUUAGUUGUGCGCAUCGAACGCCACUACCUCUUGCCCUCGGUGCCCACCAAAGGUCACGGCAUCGUUCUUUUACUCUUCUGGACUCUAGUUUUCAUCUCUGAAAACCUCGCAUUCUUCAAUUUAGACAAGAAAGAAUGGUGGUUUCAGCUCAAAACAAUGGAGGACCAAAUCGAGAUGGGGCUAUUCAUCAUCCGUUAUUUAUCCUGUCUUUUCAUGUUUUUAUUAGGCCUGAAAGCCCCAGGAAUCACACAAAAUAUAAAUUAUUUUACACUUAAUGACUCGACCCGUAAUUUGCCACCGCAGGAUCGUCUCGAGAACCAAUCAACAUGGCACCAUUUUUGGAAGAAAGUUCGAAUUUUAGCGCCAUUUUUAUGGCCGAAAAAGGACGUUUUGUUGCAAUUCCGUGUCAUUUUUUGCUUGCUGUUAUUGGCCGGUGGGCGUGUCAUCAAUUUGUACGUCCCCAUUUACAACAAAUAUAUCGUGGAUAGUAUGACUCCCGAUGAGAAAAUUGGUAAAUUGGAGUUUCGAUGGGAUUGGAUUUUGAUGUAUGUGGGGUUUAAAUUUCUCCAAGGUGGGGGGACGGGAGGCAUGGGGUUGUUGAACAAUCUACGUUCGUUCUUGUGGAUCAGGGUACAGCAAUAUACGACGAGGGAGGUGGAGGUGGAGUUAUUUAGACAUUUGCAUAGUUUGUCCUUGAGAUGGCAUUUGGGGAGGAAGACGGGGGAGGUGUUGAGAGUGAUGGAUAGAGGCACGGACAGUAUUAAUAAUUUGUUGAAUUAUAUUAUUUUUUCGAUCGUACCGACGAUUAUCGAUAUUGUGAUAGCUGUGGUCUUUUUUGUGGUCACGUUUAAUGCCUGGUUCGGGUUCAUUGUCUUCAUCACGAUGGUACUCUACAUAGCUCUCACUAUCAGCAUCACCGAAUGGCGUACAAAAUUCCAACGUCGUAUGAACCUCGCCGACAACGAGACCCGUGCCCGCAGCGUCGACUCAUUACUCAACUUCGAAACUGUUAAAUACUACGGAGCGGAACAAUACGAAGUCGAAGCCUUCCGUGACACCAUCCUCCGGUUUCAAGUCGAAGAAUGGAAAUCAAACAUCACCCUCAACAUCCUCAAUACAGUACAAAACAUCAUCAUUUGUAGCGGUCUCCUUGCUGGAAGUCUUCUCUGCGCAUGGAUGGUGGUCGAAAAGGGGGAACUCAAAGUCGGCGAUUAUGUCCUCUUUGCCACCUACAUAAUCCAACUCUAUGUUCCAUUGAAUUGGUUCGGGACCUACUACAGAGCGAUACAGAAAAAUUUCGUCGAUAUGGAAAACAUGUUUGAUUUGUUGAAAGAGGACCAGGAGGUGAUCGAUGCCCCCAAUGCGGGGCCUAUUACAGUCAAGAAGGGGGCUGUCGAGUUCAAUAAUGUCUCGUUUGGGUAUUUACCCGAAAGAUUAGUACUGAAAAAUGUCACUUUUUCAGUACCACAAGGCAAAACAGUAGCUUUGGUUGGCCCUUCCGGUAGCGGAAAGAGUACAAUAAUUCGCUUAUUGUUCCGUUUCUACGACGUCGAGACCGGUUCGAUCAUAAUCGACGGUCAGAACAUCAAAACGGUGACUCAGGAGUCGCUCAGACGGGCUAUCGGAGUCGUCCCUCAAGACACCGUCUUAUUCAACAACACAAUUCGUUAUAAUAUUAAAUAUGGUCGUUUGACAGCCACCGAUGCUGAUGUGAUUGAAGCGGCACGUGGAGCCGAUAUCCAUGAUAAAAUUUUAACGUUUCCUGACGCCUACGACACCCAAGUGGGUGAAAGGGGGCUGCGUUUGAGCGGCGGAGAAAAGCAACGAGUGGCAAUAGCACGUACGUUGCUCAAAGCCCCCAUGAUUGUGUUAUUGGACGAGGCGACAAGUGCGCUGGAUACGCAGACUGAGAGAAAUAUACAAGAGUCCUUAUUCAGGAUGUGUGUAAAUAGGACGACGAUCAUAGUGGCCCAUCGAUUGUCAACUGUCAUUCAUGCCGAUGAAAUUCUUGUCUUGAGAGACGGGGAAAUUAUAGAACGGGGAAAACAUGAACAUUUAAUCGGACAGGAAGGGGUGUAUGCCUCCAUGUGGAGGCAACAGUUGGAAAAUAAGGAAAAUGAAAUUUUAGUCGAGUCAAGUCUCGAGAAGAGUUAAUCCUCCCACCCCCUACUACUUUACUAUUAGUUGCCAAGGUUUGGGGCAUAAUAAGAAAAAACGCUUCGUAUUUGUUUUGUAUUGAUCAAAUAAGUGGACUGUCAUAUCACUAGAUUAAAUAAAGUAUUUUUAUUGACA